UACGUACGGGCGUACAAAGCACGUCUCCAGACCGUAGGGGCUUUCGAGCCGAAACUUUCAUGAUGUGUGGUGGAUUCCGCCGCUUUUCUUUGCUGAAGUCGAACGAUACCGAAACGAGAGUCUGCCGAGAGAGCAGUGAUCUCUAGUGUCAUACAAUCGUUUCUCUCUUGUUUGAAGCGUGUGCGCGGAAUCAUGGUCCGGUGCAGCAUCGCGCGUCUCUGUGAAAAGCAAAUCGCCCGGGCGGCACCCCUCGUUCUUCCGCGAAGACGGUUCCUCGAUAGGGUUCACCUGACCGUAUGUGGCGGUGUCGGAGGAUCGGGAUAUCCGAAGAUCAUGGGUGUUGGCGGGCGAGGUGGGAACGUUUAUAUCGAAACGAAUCCGAAGGCGACCCUCCUGAAGAUUUUGAGGUCGUUCCCCGAUCACAAGGUGAGGGGCGGUUCCGGCGGCAACAGUGCCCAUCAUCAGCUUCUUGGGCAAAACGGGACGGAUACAACGAUUGAGGUCCCCCUCGGUGUCACGGUAAUGGGUCCGCGGAAAGAAGUGAUAGCCGACCUCAUCAAGCCAAAUCAAAAAAUCUUGAUUGCCGAAGGAGGGGAGGGUGGAACUAGCAAGAACAAAUAUCGGGGACUUCGAGGCAGCCAGAUACAGAUAGACCUGGUACUGAAACUGAUCGCGGACAUCGGUUUCGUCGGUUUCCCGAACGCGGGAAAAUCCACUCUCCUGAGGGCUCUAUCUAGGGCUCAGCCAAAAGUUGCCAACUAUCCAUUCACUACGAUACGGCCGAAUAUCGGAAUCAUGGAAUACGCUGACGCCCGACAAAUAUCCUGCGCCGAUUUGCCCGGACUGAUCGAGGGCGCCCAUAGGAAUGUUGGUCUUGGUCACAAUUUCCUGCGACACGUCGAGAGAACGUCGUUGCUUCUCUUCGUGGUCGACAUUGGAGGCUUUCGUUUGGGUCCUGCCAGCCCCGAACGCGAUGUGUUUGAAACUAUCAUGAGCUUGAAUAAGGAGUUGGAGCUCUAUCGCGAGGAUCUUCUGACGAAGCCGGCCGUCCUUGUCGUGAACAAAAUGGAUACUGAAGGAGCGGAUCAAAAACUGAAAGAUCUACGCUACAAACUGACCAGCGAUGGAGCUUACGAAGACUUACCAGCAGAAGUCAGACCGAUGCAGCGGAUUAAAUUCAGGGAUUUGGUUGGAAUAUCCGCAGCCAAAAGGGAAAAUACUGAGCAACUCAAAGAAGAUCUGAGGAAGCACCUGGAGGAAUCGUUCGAAGGGAACGAGGGAACAGGGAAAAAAGAUACAGAAUCGACCCGACCGCUGAAGCUGGAACGUCAAUCGAUGUGAAGACCCAAUUUGGUCAUACCUGUACAUAUAUUGAAGAGAAUAUAUAUUCA
Messenger RNA from Galendromus occidentalis (western predatory mite), 1391 nucleotides. Its product is annotated as GTP-binding protein 10 homolog. The record is from RefSeq and is a predicted model, not a curated record. The coding region runs from base 193 to 1341 and encodes 382 amino acids. Gene Ontology annotation, cellular component: mitochondrion. Lineage: Eukaryota; Metazoa; Arthropoda; Arachnida; Mesostigmata; Phytoseiidae. Gene Ontology annotation, molecular function: GTP binding; magnesium ion binding; GTPase activity. The transcript has 8 exons.